AUAGUUAAAGAAAUUUAUAUUAUGUUUAUUCUGAAUUAAUUUUAUCCCUCUUCAGCGCAGCACUCUAUCACAUCUAAGAUGGGCCGUCAUUACGCUAAACGGCCAUUUACCUUUUUCCCCUUCGCCAGGGCCUAUCAGCUAGAUAUGUUUCGAGUCUUGUGAUACUUGAAAGAAUCACGAUUUCCCCACGGUGUCCAUCGAUAGUCUUCAACGAUACGAUACAAUGUCCAAAGUGAACUUGCAACUUCGCGAUGCCGUUCUCCAAGCUGCUCAGCGGCGCUCUGAACGCAGGUCCAACCUUCCUCUCCCAGUCCUGGAGACGAACCGACUUUGAUAAAGGGUACAAGAUGCGCACUGAGCUCCGCCGGAUGAUAGAUGUUGGUAUCCUUGGGAUGGUCAAUGAUCACGAGGCUUCGAAGGAAGGCGCCGAAAGUCCGAAGACUCUCCACGAACUAGCCAACAAUAUCAUCGCCCAUCCCGAGAAAGAGAAGUAUAGGCGAUUCAAGAUUAAUAAUCCCAAAAUUAAGAAGGAUAUCAUGGAGCCGAAAGGCGUGCUCGAGUUCGCCAUAAAGUUACGCGUCAUGUGCCCCAGACUGGGCAAUCGCAUGGAUAUUGUACAGUAUACACGUCAAAAAAAAAGAAUAUUGUCGGUCACCAUGGUGUGCGGCAAUCGGACCUGGAGAACCUGUCGAAAUGGCUUGCAUUUCCUCGUCCACGAUCCCGCUCUCACUUAUGAAAGUUCUAUGCUGUAGCGGCAGUGGGCACCCACUCAUAUUGUUGACAGAUACACAAGUCAAGCGGAAAAAAUGGGCAAACCUUUGUGGCGCGAUGUUUCAGCGGAUACGUGAGAUCGAACUCUCAAGCCAUGCAGCAAUGUUAACCACUGCACCGUAUC
Guyanagaster necrorhizus is the source of this 895-nucleotide messenger RNA. RefSeq lists its product as uncharacterized. The coding region runs from base 252 to 752 and encodes 166 amino acids. The transcript is spliced from 4 exons. The record is from RefSeq and is a predicted model, not a curated record. Lineage: Eukaryota; Fungi; Basidiomycota; Agaricomycetes; Agaricales; Physalacriaceae.